Molecule: messenger RNA, 2658 nt
Organism: Hyposmocoma kahamanoa
Lineage: Eukaryota; Metazoa; Arthropoda; Insecta; Lepidoptera; Cosmopterigidae
Exons: 1
Coding region: 1-2658 (885 amino acids)
Biological process (GO): DNA integration
Molecular function (GO): nucleic acid binding
Source: RefSeq, a predicted model, not a curated record
AUGACUUCGAUGAUAUUCGGUGCUCGAAGUUCCCCGUUCCUGGCGCAUAGCGUUAGAAACUUAAACGCUAAGGAACACGCGCAAUUUUAUCCCGUAGCGUUCGACGCGAUCACAUCGAAUCAUUAUAUGGACGAUUGGGUGGACAGCUACGAGAACGAAGCUAAGGCCGUGCAAGCAGUCGCCGAAGUAGUAACGGUGCAAGCGAGGGCAGGAUUCCAGCUAGCGGGCUGGAACUCGAAUAGCGAGCUCGUGUUAGAACACGUACCGGUAGAAGCUAGGGCCCGCGCGGCCAAGGAAUUAGGCGGAAGCAACCCUCACGGAGCGGGGAAAACGUUAGGGCUGUUAUGGGAGGCCUCAAGUGACGAACUUCGCUUCAACACGGCCAUGAAUAGGGUGCCGCGAGAGGUACGAUCGCUGAAAAGAGGACCUACUAAGCGCGAGGCCCUCAGCGCAGUCAUGUCAAUUUUCGACCCUCUAGGCUUACUUAGCUAUUAUACGGUUAGGGCGAAAAUAGUGCUGCAAAACGUAUGGAGGUCCAACGUAGGUUGGGAUGACGUUUUGCCCGAAACGGAGAAUCGCGAAUUUUUAGAUUGGCUACGUGAUAUGGACUCGGUAGCCGACUUACGGUUGGAUCGAAAGUACGGUUUUAACAAGGACACGACGAAUACGCAGUUACACGUGUUCAGCGACGCCAGUGAGUUAGCAUACGCGACGGCCGCGUACUGGCGUAUAACGUAUAGAAGUGGAGAGGUCAAGGUCACCCUCGCCGCGGCGAAGGCCAAGGUGACCCCGAUUCGCGCGCCAAGUAUCCCACGUUUAGAACUACAAGCGAACCUUGUAGGCGCGCGUCUGGCCGAUUCCAUACUACGGGAACACCGCGUACCCAUCGAUAGAGUGAUAUUCUGGUCGGAUUCGAAAACCGCACUUCAUUGGAUAAGGAACGAUAAGCCGCGUUAUACUCCUUACGUAGCGCACAGAUUGAGCGAUAUCUCUGAACUUACCCGUGUCGACCAAUGGAGAUGGGUGCCGACCGCGGAUAACGUAGCGGACGACGCGACGCGAAUAAGUACCGAUAUGAAAACUAGCCGCGAUAGAUGGUUCAUAGGGCCCGCGUUCUUGUACGAAUCGGAAGACAAAUGGCCGAAGGAACGCGAGGAGUUUGUCGCGACUGAGGACGAGGUAGUCGUGUCGUACGCAAACGAGAAGGGCAGUUUCGAUCACUUGCCCGACAUAGGCCGGUUCUCUAGUUACGAAAGGCUCAUUAGGACCACGGCGCGAGUAUUGGCUUUCGUAGAUAUGUGCAGAAGACGCGCGAACCGCGUUGAGUUACGACACGUACAGGAAGCCGAACGUCUGUGGCUAUUGAAAUCACAGCGCGACGAUUUCAACGAGGAAAUCGCAUGCCUUGCGCGUAAGAAACCGUUGCCGCGCAGCAGCAAGCUGUUUAAGUUAGACCCCGUGAUAGGAACGGACGGAAUCGUGCGCGUGAACGGUCGUAUAAAUGCAGCGCAAAUCGAACAGUCGGUCAAGUCGCCCGCGGUUUUGGACGGACGGAACGUGUUCACUCGACUCUGUAUCGACAACAUACAUAGGCGUUCCGGACACGGCGGGCGCGAGCGCGUCGCGAACGACGUAAGACAGACGUACUAUGUGCUAAGAUUACGCUCGACCGUGCGUACGGUGUUACACGGGUGCACCUUCUGUCGUCUCAGAAAAGUUACGCCGUUCGUGCCGGCGUUCGGAGACUUACCCGCUGCGAGACUAGACGCGUAUAGCCCACCGUUUAGCAAUUGCGGAGUAGACUAUUUUGGACCGAUGAUAGUCACGAUAGGUAGGCGCCACGAAAAACGCUGGGGCGCAUUAUUCACUUGUCUAACUACGCGCGCGGUGCAUUUAGAACUCGCCGCGUCAUUGACCACGGAUUCGGCAAUAAUGGCCUUGCGCAGAAUGGCCGCACGACGCGGCUGGCCGCGAGUUAUAUACAGCGAUAACGGGACGAACUUUAGAGGCGCUGAUGCCGAGCUACGGGCAGCAAUGAAAGAAUGGGAGCCCGAGCUCCGCGAAUUUGCGUUAACGCAGCGCGUGGACUGGCGAUAUAUAGACCCCGGCGCGCCGAACCAAGGGGGCGCGUGGGAACGAUUAGUGCGGUCGGUAAAAACUGCGUUAUCAGUCACCUUGCACGAUAGAGCGCCGAAAGAGGAAGUUUUGUUAACCUUGCUUGCGGAAGCAGAAUAUACUAUAAACGCGCGUCCGCUUACUCACGUAUCUGCAGAUCCGGCCGAGCCCGAAGCGCUCACACCAAACCACUUCUUGCUUGGGCAACCGAACGUACUGCCCAUUAUCGGAACGUGUGAGAAUGCAGAUAGACGACAAUGGCGAGCGGCGCAAGCGUUGGCAGAAAGUUUCUGGCGCAGAUGGGUUAGGGAGUAUUUACCGCAACUCAUUCCGCGCGGGUCACCCUCCGAUUCAAGCAGGAAUCUCACCGUCGGAGAUUUAGUCCUCAUAGUAGACUCUACGCUACCACGGAACGUAUGGCCGCGCGGGGAAGUAGUGAAAAUCUACCCGGGCCCCGACGGUACAGUUAGGAGCGUAGAAGUUAGGACACGGGGUGGUGUUUUUAGGCGUCCGGCGCGUAAGUUGGCCGUCCUCCCCAAAUGA